Molecule: messenger RNA, 700 nt
Organism: Glycine soja
Lineage: Eukaryota; Viridiplantae; Streptophyta; Magnoliopsida; Fabales; Fabaceae
Product: transcription factor RADIALIS-like
Exons: 2
Coding region: 165-509 (114 amino acids)
Molecular function (GO): DNA-binding transcription factor activity
Source: RefSeq, a predicted model, not a curated record
UUUUACAGUGUCAUUUCUUGAAUCCAGGGACUUAUAAUAUUCACUUCAACAACUUCCUACUCCCUUGUGUUUCACACUAGUCUUCUACAGUUCUAACCCAUUGCUUUCCCACUCAUUUACUUCCCCUUAUUGCAGUCAAAGAUUCUUCCUAAUUUAGUGACUACAUGUCCACAGAAUUUUCCCUUUGUUCCAAUCUGAAAGCAAUGACAUCCUACACACUUUCUUCUCCUAACACCAGUCUAAGAUGGACAACUGAGAAGAACAAACUGUUUGAGAAUGCCUUGGCAAUAUAUGACAAGGAUACCCCUGAGCGUUGGAACAACAUAGCCAUGUUUGUUGGAGGCACAACUGAAGUUGAAGUCAAGAGACAAUAUGAGAUACUCCUAGAGGACAUCAAAAACAUUGAAUCGGGCAAGGUUCCACUCCCUGAUUACACGAGAAAUGCUGGAUGUGGCAAACUAAACAUCAGCAGUGCAGAACAAAGGCUGAGGGAUUUAAAACUCAGAUGAAGAAUGAGCUUCAAAGUGAAGAAGAACACCAUUUUUAGAGAACUCGUUUUAGGAUUGACCAUCAGUUUUUUUUUUCAUUGCAAAUGCUAGUUUGUUAGUUUUGUUAGAAAUGUAAGCAUUGACCAUCAAUAACUUUGUUUUUCUCAGAAUUCUAUGUAAUAAAUUUCUUCGAUGCUUACGAUUCACCAUGA